Molecule: messenger RNA, 2534 nt
Organism: Sapajus apella (tufted capuchin)
Lineage: Eukaryota; Metazoa; Chordata; Mammalia; Primates; Cebidae
Gene: ZNF791
Product: zinc finger protein 791
Exons: 5
Coding region: 261-2030 (589 amino acids)
Biological process (GO): negative regulation of transcription by RNA polymerase II; regulation of cytokine production; regulation of immune system process
Molecular function (GO): RNA polymerase II cis-regulatory region sequence-specific DNA binding; DNA-binding transcription repressor activity, RNA polymerase II-specific
Source: RefSeq, a predicted model, not a curated record
GCGUGUUACGUCACUAUGCGAUCGGAUUGUGCUCAGUUUACCGUCUCCUGGCCCGUUGAUGCGUCAGGUUGCUGUUUACCUGCAUCUGAUGCGCUGUAUCCUGUGCUGGCAGCGUGAGCCGUAGGGACGACACCGGGAAACCCCUGAGGCCAGAAAAUGAGAUCAAUUAUGAAACUAUUAAUAAGCCCUUUCAUACCAUAUUGGGACUUGUGCAGUGUCAGCAGCAUCAGUUUUGAUGUCUGAACCAACCUUCUUUGGGGAUGCACCUGCCUUUGCAGGUGACCCCAACAGUUAGAGAAAAGGACUCAGUGGCUUUUGAGGAUGUGUCUGUGAACUUCAGCCAGGAGGAGUGGGCCCUGCUGGCUCCUUCACAGAAGAAACUCUACAGAGAUGUGAUGCAGGAAACAUUCAAGAACCUGGCCUCUAUAGGGAAAAAAUGGGAAGACCAGAACGUUGAAGAUCAGCACAAAAACCAGGGGAAAAAUCUAAGAAGCCAUAUGGUGGAGAGACUCUGUGAGAGUAAAGAAGGUAGUCAAUGUGGAGAAACCUUCAGUCCCAGUCUCUGUGUGACCAAGAAGACUGCCAGAGUAAAAUUAGAUGAAUGUACUGUCUGUGGAAAAGUCUUCAUGCGUCGUUCGUCCCUUACUAGACACAUGAGGUCUCACACUGGAUAUGAGCUAAUUGAGAAGCCAUAUAAAUGUAAGGAAUGUGGGAAAGCCUUUAGUUAUCUCAAAUCCUUUCAAAGACAUGAAAGGAGUCACACUGGAGAAAAACCCUAUAAAUGUAAACAAUGUGGAAAAACCUUCAUAUAUCAUCAACCCUUUCAAACACAUGAACGGACUCACAUUGGAGAAAAACCCUAUGAAUGUAAGCAAUGUGGGAAAGCUCUUAGUUGUCCCAGUUCACUUCGAAUUCAUGAAAGGAUUCAUACUGGAGAAAAGCCCUAUGAAUGUAAAAAAUGUGGGAAAGCCUUCAGUUGUCCCAGUUCUAUUCGAAUACAUGAAAGAACUCACACUGGAGAGAAACCCUAUGCAUGUAAGGAAUGUGGGAAAGCCUUCAUUUCCCACACAAGUGUUCUAACACACAUGAUAACGCACAACGGAGAUAGACCUUAUAAAUGCAAGGAAUGUGGGAAGGCAUUCAUUUUUCCCAGUUUUUUACGAGUACAUGAAAGAAUUCACACUGGAGAAAAACCCUAUAAAUGUAAACAAUGUGGUAAAGCCUUCAGAUGUUCCACUUCCAUUCAAAUUCAUGAAAGAACUCAUACUGGAGAGAAGCCCUAUAAAUGUAAAGAAUGUGGGAAAUCUUUCACUGCACGCCCAGCCUUUCGAGUACACCUCAGAGUCCAUACUGGCGAGAAACCCUAUAAGUGUAAAGAAUGUGGGAAAGCCUUUAGCAGGACCAGUUACUUUCGAAUACAUGAAAGGACUCACACUGGAGAAAAACCCUACGAAUGUAAAAAAUGUGGGAAAACCUUCAAUUAUCCUCUAGAUCUGCAAAUCCACGAGAGGAAUCACACUGGAGAAAAACCCUAUGAGUGUAAGGAAUGUGCAAAAGCCUUCAUUUCUCUUGAAAACUUUCGAAGACACAUGAUCACACACACUGGAGAUGGACCUUAUAAAUGUAGAGACUGUGGGAAGGCAUUCAUUUUUCCUAGUGCGUUACGAACACAUGAAAGAACUCACACUGGAGAGAAACCCUUUGAAUGUAAACAAUGCGGAAAAGCCUUUAGUUGUUCCAGUUACAUUCAGAUCCAUGAAAGAACUCACACUGGGGAGAAACCUUAUGAAUGUAAGGAAUGCGGGAAGGCCUUUAUUUAUCCCACAAGCUUUCAAGGACACAUGAGAAUGCACACUGGAGAGAAACCCUAUAAAUGUAAAGAAUGUGGGAAGGCCUUUAGUCUUCACAGUUCCUUUCAAAGACAUGAAAGAAUUCACAGUUGUGAGAAACCUCUUGAAUGUAAGCAAUGUGGUAAAGGCUUCAGUUUAUCCACGUCCUUGCAAAAACAUAUGAGAAUGCACACUCGAUAGAAACUCUAUAUAUGUGAGAAAUAGGGGAAAGUUUUCACUUCUAACAGAUACUUUCAAAGUUAUGAAAAUUUCCAGUGAAGAGAGAAAUCCUAUAAAUGUAAGUAAUAUAGAAAGCGAGAUACAGGAUAAUUCAUGUACAGUCAGGUACCACAUAAUCGUGUUUCAGUUAGCAAUGGACCAUAUGUAAGUUGGUGGCCCCUUAAGAUUAUAUAAACAGCUAAAACAUUUCUACCACCUGCGAUUUAGUAGCAGUAGUAACACCACAGCACAGCACAUUAAGUGUUUAAUGGUGAUACUUGUGUAAACCUGUUGCAUUUCCAGUUAUAUAAAAGUACAACAGCUGGGUCUGGUGGCUCACACCUGUAAUCCCAACACUGGAAGACUAAGGCAGUAGGAUUACUUGAUGCUGGGAGUUUGUGACUAGCCUGGUCAACAUAGACCCCCAUCUCUACAAACAAUAAAAACAUUUUCUAGGUAUGGUAGCACGCCCUGUAGUUCCAGCUA